Messenger RNA from Priceomyces carsonii, 1515 nucleotides. RefSeq names its product NAD-dependent succinate-semialdehyde dehydrogenase. The transcript has a single exon. Gene Ontology annotation, biological process: GABA catabolic process. Gene Ontology annotation, molecular function: succinate-semialdehyde dehydrogenase (NAD+) activity. The record is from RefSeq and is a predicted model, not a curated record. The coding region runs from base 1 to 1515 and encodes 504 amino acids. NCBI's taxonomy places the organism in Eukaryota, Fungi, Ascomycota, Pichiomycetes, Serinales, Debaryomycetaceae. Gene Ontology annotation, cellular component: cytoplasm.
AUGCAUCAAAUAUCUUAUGUACUCUCGAAAAAGGAUUUCAGCAAUACCAGUAUGACUGAAUUAUUAUCCAACAAAGACUUACUUAAGACACAAGGCUACAUCAACGGUACCUGGAUCUCAGCACCAGAUGGACUUACAUUUGAAGUUAUCAACCCAGGAAAUGGACAAGUUUUGGCCAAAGUUGCCGAGCUUGGGCCAAAUGAAGUUAAGGAGGCUGCAAUAGCUGCAAGCAAAUCUUUUGAAUCUUUCAAAUUAUUUUCUCCAAGGAGCAGAUCCGAUCUAUUAAAGAAAUGGAACGAAAAGAUUCUUCAAAAUUUGGAUGAUCUAGCUAAAUUGAUAAGCUUAGAAAAUGGAAAAGCCUUUUCAGACUCUUUAGGAGAGGUAAAGUACGCAGCCUCAUAUUUAGAAUGGUAUGCAGAAGAAGCUCCAAGAAUAUAUGGGGAUACGAUCUCUACUCUGAAUCCUUCAAACCGUACUUACACAAUAAGACAGCCAAUUGGUGUAUGUGCUUUCAUUACCCCAUGGAAUUUUCCUGCGGCAAUGAUCACCAGAAAGAUUGGAGCUGCUAUUGCAGCCGGAUGCUCUGUAAUAAUCAAGCCAGGAGCUGAGACCCCACUAACUGCUUUAGCUCUUGCCCAUCUAGCAGAACUAGCCGGUGUUCCUAGUGGUGUUGUCAAUGUUGUAACUACCCAAUGGAAUACCAGAAAAGUUGGCUUGGAACUUUGUAAAAAUAAGUUAAUAAAAAAGCUUUCUUUUACCGGGUCGACUGCAACAGGAAAAACUCUCAUGGAACAGUGUUCUUCAUCCUUAAAAAAAUUGUCCUUAGAGUUGGGAGGAAAUGCUCCGUUUAUCGUUUUUGGCGAUGCGGAUUUAGAUUGUGCUAUCGAAGGUCUAAUUGCUAGCAAAUUCAGGGUUAGUGGACAAACUUGUGUUUGCGCUAACAGAAUUUUCGUACAUCAAUCUGUAUAUGACGAUUUUGUGGAGAAAUUGGUAGCAUAUGUCAAGAAGUUUAAUGUAGGGUACGGUCUUGAUAGUAAUGUCACUCAUGGUCCUUUGAUUCACCAAGCAGCGCUCGAAAAAGUUGAUAUGCAUGUUAGCGACGCUGCAAGUAAAGGAGCCAAAAUUUUGAUAGGUGGACAAGCUUUAUCGCAAUUUGGAUCCAACUAUUAUUCUCCUACUGUUUUGACAGAAGUUACCACGGAAAUGCUCUGCACAAAAGAAGAAACAUUUGGUCCUGUAGCACCAAUUAUCAGGUUCAAUGAUGAUGCAGAAGUAAUAAACAAAGCUAAUGAUACUGACGUGGGUCUCGCAGGCUAUUUCUAUACACGCGAUGUUAGCCGUGCCUACCGUGUGGCAGAGGCUCUCGAAGUUGGUAUGGUAGGAGUAAAUGUCGGAGUAAUUUCCGACAGUGCUUUACCCUUUGGUGGAGUAAAAGAAAGUGGAUUUGGUAGAGAAGGCUCUAAAUAUGGUAUAGAUGAAUAUUUAGUAGUGAAGGCUGUUACAGUAGGAAUCUAG